AAACCAAACCAAACCCCGCCCGCGAAUCUCCCCCCUCCGUGCCAAACCAACCAACCGCGCAUCCACCCGCGGGAGAGGAAGGGAAAGGGGGGCCGCGGGGGCAUGGAGUUCCUGCAGGGGCAGAGGCUGGAGACCACGGUGGCCCUCGCGGUCGCCGUCGUAGCCGUGGCCGCCGGCGCCGCCUACCUCUUCCUCCGCAGCAGGAAGCCCAUGGGUUGCUUGGACCCUGAGACCUUCAGGGAGUUUAAACUCGUCGAGAAGAGGCAACUGAGCCAUAAUGUUGCCAAGUUCAAGUUUGCGCUUCCGACACCUACUUCUGUCUUGGGUCUUCCAAUAGGACAACAUAUAAGCUGCAGGGGACAGGAUGCCGCUGGUGAGGAAGUAAUCAAGCCUUAUACUCCCACUACACUGGACUCUGAUCUCGGGCACUUUGAGCUUGUUAUUAAGAUGUACCCCCAAGGAAGAAUGUCUCAUCAUUUUCGUGAGAUGAAAGUCGGCGACUAUUUGUCUGUGAAGGGACCUAAGGGCCGUUUCAAGUACCAACCUGGACAAGUGAGAGCAUUUGGAAUGAUAGCUGGAGGAUCAGGCAUCACCCCAAUGUUCCAAGUUACAAGGGCAAUUCUUGAGAACCCAGAAGACAAUACAAAAGUUCACCUAAUCUAUGCGAAUGUCACAUAUGAUGAUAUUCUUCUGAAGGAAGAACUGGACAGUAUGGCAAAAAACUAUCCCGAUCGUUUCAAGAUCUACUAUGUCUUGAAUCAGCCUCCUGAAAUCUGGGACGGCGGUGUUGGGUUCGUGUCAAAGGAAAUGAUCCAAGCCCAUUGCCCAGCGCCUGCUGCCGACAUCCAGGUGUUGAGAUGCGGGCCUCCUCCCAUGAACAAAGCCAUGGCCGCGCACCUGGACGAUCUUGGCUACACGAAGGAAAUGCAGUUCCAGUUCUGAUCCCGCCUCUGCCGAAGCAUACCAAAAUAACAGCGACGGAACAAGUUUUCCUUCCCCUUUGAGUGGACAAAGUCUGAACCUGUCGCCAUAUAGAUCCAAUAGACGUAGCUCGUCAUCCACAAAGCACCAAAGUAUCUCUCUCGAUGAAAGCACGAAUACCUAAUUUGUAUCGGUGUCGUGACAGUGAACCAUGCCAUUGCUGAUUUGCUGCUCCAACCUUCCGUCCAGACAUUGAGACACCCAAUGCCCUGUAUGUCUCCAACAACAUUACCAGUGGCCCCGGUGCUCGUGUGCUGGAGGCUGCCAGACCGUCAGUUGGAGCCAGAACCAGUUGGACAGAGCCAAGUUCCUGCAGCUGUUUCGGAUC
This is a messenger RNA of Setaria italica (foxtail millet), 1309 nucleotides long. RefSeq names its product NADH--cytochrome b5 reductase 1. The transcript has 9 exons. Lineage: Eukaryota; Viridiplantae; Streptophyta; Magnoliopsida; Poales; Poaceae. The coding region runs from base 103 to 942 and encodes 279 amino acids. Gene Ontology annotation, molecular function: cytochrome-b5 reductase activity, acting on NAD(P)H. The record is from RefSeq and is a predicted model, not a curated record. Gene Ontology annotation, biological process: electron transport chain.